Tarenaya hassleriana is the source of this 807-nucleotide messenger RNA. Its product is annotated as CASP-like protein 5A1. The coding region runs from base 101 to 640 and encodes 179 amino acids. The transcript has 3 exons. Gene Ontology annotation, cellular component: membrane. NCBI's taxonomy places the organism in Eukaryota, Viridiplantae, Streptophyta, Magnoliopsida, Brassicales, Cleomaceae. The record is from RefSeq and is a predicted model, not a curated record.
ACGAAAACCGAAAUAAAAAAGAAAAAGCCACUCUCUCUGAGGCCGGGGGGGACAGACAGACAGUGUCGCUUGUUCUCGCUGAGAUCCAUCGGAGCGAACGAUGAGCAUCAGCCGACCGGCGGUGCACCCGGUCGAGGUGGUUCCGCCGCCGCAAACCGCCGGAGCCGGAGACCGACCUCCGGUGAGGAUGAAGGAGGUCCAGGGCAUGGCCGGAACCACCGGCGGCCUCUUCCUACGCCUCUCUCAGUUCGUCUCCGCCAUCAUCUCUGUCUCCGUCAUGGCCACCACCUCCGAUUUCCGCUCCGCCACUGCUUUCUGUUGCUUGGUUCUUGCCGUCGGCUUGCAAAGCUUGUGGAGCUUGUCUCUUUUGCUUAUCGAUGCUUAUGCCCUUUUGGUCAGACGAAGCCUUAGGAACCACUUGCUCGUUCAGUGUUUCACCGUCGGAGAUGGGAUCACGUCCACACUUACAUUUGCAGCCGCCUCUGCAUCAGCCGGAAUCACGGUGCUCAUCAACGACCUAAACCAAUGCAAUGUGAAUCACUGCACGAGGUUUGAGACGGCCACGGCUAUGGCCUUCAUCAGCUGGUUUGCUGUCUCUCCUUCCUUUAUUCUGAACUUUUGGAGUUUAGCCACCCAUUAAGAACACAGAAACCAAGGUUCUUAUGUUGAUGUGAAUAAGGGUGGAGGAAAAACAAAGCCAGUAUAACAUAACUCAGCUAGCUGAAUUUAGGAUCAAGAAUGAAUGUCUUUGGAUCAGUAUAACAUACCGAUUUCAAUGUCGUAAAGAAUGGAGGGAUUUCUACGGGA